Pocillopora meandrina is the source of this 23662-nucleotide messenger RNA. NCBI's taxonomy places the organism in Eukaryota, Metazoa, Cnidaria, Anthozoa, Scleractinia, Pocilloporidae. The record is from the annotation of a GenBank genome assembly.
AUGGUGAAAGAGCAGUUUAAAGAAUCUGGAGUCACCAAGAAGAUGUAAGAAUUUGUACUUUGUCUGUGUGUUUCGGUGCGGUAUUUGUGGUUAAAGCAAUAUGCAUGAUGUUUAUACGAGAACUUACUGCAGUUUUUUUUCACGGCUAAAAUUUGCGGCUUGGAUCGUUAAUUGCUCCAGUAAUAUGGAUGGCUUAUUCUACGGUUCUUUUUUAUGCUGCCUCUCUGGUCUACUGAUGUUUUAACGUUUUAUGUGAUGUGCACGUAAUGUGCACGUGUGUUGUUUAAUAGUGCAACAACGGCCAGCACUCAUAGUACCAACUCGCCUCAGCUCACCACUUUCUUCUUUCCAUCACCCCAUAAUGCCUCCAAACUAGCUAGAGCUACGUAGAGAAAAAUACUAGUUUUAAAUUCAAGGAGAGAUUAAGGAAAUAGGAAUCUGCAAACAGUGCAGGGAAAGCUGUUCAAAUGCAGAAGGGGGAGGGGAGGGUAACCUGUAAUAGACUAGCACCUCUUCCAGGGCAAGUAGCAAUACUCUAAAUGGUCAUAUAAAAGGGCACAGCAGGGGGGGGGUUCUAAUGUUCUUGUUAAACCUUCCUUUGUAAGCCUUCUUUAAGCAAACAACCUAGAAUAUUCUGGUUGUGAAAACUAGUGAAUACCAGUGACCCCCUUUUGAAAAACUCCUGGCUAUGUCCCUGAUAAACCAUGGUGACUGAGAAUUGUAUAUGUUAAAUAUAUGUUAAUUGGUGUGUGUGUAGACUUCACGAUAAUGAUUCCAAUCUGCUUAAGAAGAGGUAUUUUUAUUAACUCUUCUCCCAGAAUUGAUUAACAUGUAACUUCUCCCUUUGAUAUGCACACAUUAUGCAAGAAAUGGGUAAUGAGAAUACUCAAAAUUAUCACAUAAAAGUUGUUAAUGCAAUCCAAUGCCAAAUUUUGUUGCUAAUUUAUAAAAAAUGUGUAACAGCUAGAGAGGAGAAUUAACAAUCAGUUCUUGGGAGUUAAAGGAUUAAAGCAGGUAAUUUAGUUUUAACAACUGAGUUGAAAACGUAAAUUAGCCACUGUAAAGGAUAAAAAAACUGACGUUUCAAGCAUUAGCCCUUCAUCAGGGCGAUUGACAAAGGGCUAACGCUCAAAAUGUCAACUUUUUUUACCCUUUACGGUGGCUAAUUUACAUUUUCAACUCAGCUGUUAAAACUAAAUUAGCUGCUAUACUCUCCCACCGAUGCAGCACCACAGUUUCUUUAGAAACUUACCCCUGUAUUUAAAGGGUUAAAGCCUUUGCACAUGAGGCAGUGAACUGUAAAGGAAAAAGCACAACAUUUAAGAAUCCAUGUUGUAUGUUGUGUUGAGGUCUAAGCAAGAAUUAAAUCUAGUUUCAUUUUGUGACUAAACAUAUUUUCUAUCUCUGUUUACAGAAGCCAUGUCAACUUCGGACUGUUUUCACCAGAACAAAUGCACCAAUAUGCACAUAUUCAUUGUGUCAGCAAAAACCUGUACAAUCAGGAUCAAAGCCGUACCCCUGUCCCUUUUGGGGUGCUAGAUUCACACAUGGUAACAAAACAGUUACCUUUUUCACUGUUGUCUGUUUACCACCUUUUUUAAAUAAUUAGCUGAAUUAUAUAUUGGUGACUUUGAUUGUUUUAUACUUGUGAUCUGUUGGAGCGCAGAUGCAUUGGUGAAGUCACCAUAAAAAACUUUUGUAUCUUUUAUUAAAUGAAACAAAUAGGUUCCAUUUUGCUGUGCAUCUUUUCAGCAAUAGGUUGCAGAAGAUCUCAUGUGACAAGAAUAUCAAUGACAUGCUGCUGCACCUUGGGUGCCACUUUUUUUCUUUUAACACAAUUUGACAUCAUCUUUGAUUUGUUGAUGACUGAAUAGUCGUACAGCAAUAUGGAAUCUAUUGGUUGAGAAAAUAAUUGAGUGUGUACUUUCAAAGACAAUAUUUCAUGGGAGAUUAGAUAAAGUUAAUUUAUUUGAUAUUGUAUGUAAUGAUAGGGCACAAGCACUAAAGAUCGGAGCUGUGAGACAUGUGGCAAACCAUUGGCUGAUUGUGUAGGUCACUACGGUUACCUUGAUCUGGAACUUCCAAUCUUUCAUGUUGGAUUCUUUAGGUCAACAAUUGUCAUUUUGCAAAGCAUUUGUAAGGUAAGUCUUUUUGGAUCUGGGAUAGUGAGAUUUUUAUAUGCAGAGAUAUAGCAAAUAAAGAGCUGGAGAAUCAAUCCCAUUUACCCUAUACAAUGUCAUGUAAUUUUUAGGGGAGGGCUAGUGUGCUGAACUUUGUGUCAACAGGAAUGAGACUGGCCUCACUGGGGCCAUUGUGUUGUGUUCUUGGGCAAGCUAAUUAACUUUGAUCAUGCCACUGUCUGGCAUGAUGCUAAGGAGAACAAAUGGUACCAAUGAUGGUCUGGGGAACCUGAUGAAAUACUUGGGGCUGGCUGCAGUAGACUAGCAUUUCAUCUAGGGGCUCAGGGAGAACAAUUCUCUUAAUGGUUUUGUUCUAAGUAAGGUUUAUUAUUAAUGGGUCAUUACAUCUGUAAGACGUUUUGUUAACCUAUAAGUCACUGCUUUAUGGUAAAUAGUUUUUCCUUUCACUCAGACAUGUGCCAGAGUACUGUUACCACCUCAAGAAAAGAAACAAUUUCUUGAUCAACUAUGCAGAUCAGGUGUCUCAUCUUUAAUGAGGAAGAGCUUAAAGAAGAAGAUUGUGGAAAAGUGCAAAAAGAUUUCUCAUUGUCCAUACUGUGAGGCAUUAAAUGGUAACUCACUUUUGGAUAUCUUUUAUACAAAUCCUUUUAACUAAACUGUGUCUGUUUGUGCACCAGGGGUAUUUCUGGCCACGACCAGAUGAGAGAAAAUUGUCUUCCUUUCAGCAAGAGGCUUUUAAAUGAAUGGUCUUCACUGUUCUUUUCCUAUUCUUUCAUCCUUGUUAUUGAAUGAUAUUUUGGGUGUGAAAGUAUAUCUCAAUGUAGCUAUGCUGUGCAUGUGUUUGGGAAAAGGGAAUGUGGGAGAAGUUGUUGUCAGUUUCAUUGCGUUGUGGUAAGGUUUUGGUAACAUUAAGUGCUAAGGACUAACAUUACUUUCACUCCUCAUGGAUGGGUGGCCAGCAAAAAUGGAAAUGAAGUUAUCACAAAUAUUGUAUAUCCUUGGAUAAGGGCCCAGAUGCUCACUUAAAAUUUCAGCUAAAAGGAAGGGCACCUAUCAGAAAAAGGGCUCUUAAUUAGGGAGGUACUUGUUAAGAAACUAUCAACCUCUACUGACUGGCUGUAGUUGAAACUAAAAAAGGUUUCCCUUGUAUCUUUGCUAUUUAAGAAAGUGAGGAGGGUGGUGAAAGGGAGGUGCUUAUUUGAGAAAACUUUCAAUCAGUUUCUUUGUUUUGUUUUUUUCAGGUUUUGUACGAAAGAGCGGAAUGAUGAAAAUUGUGCAUGAAAAGUACAAAUCAGCCAGGAAGUACAUUGAUCCUGUUAUCUCUGAGUUUCAAGCAUCCUUUGGCUCAGCCAUUGAAUACAACAAAGAACUGGAAAGUUUGUUGAGCAGAGCACAGGUUUGUAUGAAACAAUUAAUGGCAACCUGAGUCCUGUUUCCAAAUUUGAAGGUUCUUGCACAAAGGCUUGUUUAAUUGCAGUUACAGAGUUGUUUUAGACUAAAAAUUCAAUCUCAUAUUGCUGGAAAAUAUAUGAAAAGAUGGAAAAUGAUUAUGGUAGUUUUUAUGGAGCAAAUUUAUGGUGAUUUUGUAUUUCUUUCCUCAUUCAACAGGAAGUACUGAAUCCAUUAAGGGUUAUCACCUUAUUUGAACAAAUCCCUGAUCAGGUUAGUGUAAAAGUGAUUGUCAUUUGAUUUUGAUAAAAAUAAAGUCAAUGAAAGGAACCUAUAUGAGAGAUCAGUUCAAAGUGGAAAUGUGACAAGGAGCACUUUUGAAGUGAUUACCAUACAAUGGUAAAAAAGGCUUCAACAUUAGUUACUCAGCCUGUUUAGAGAAUGCUUAUUUUGUCAGGGAUUACCAUUUGGCAUAAGCCUUUUAAAAAUAAGGCUUAAUGUGAUUUAAGCAAAGUUAAAACCAUGUCAAUACGGCAGCAGCACAAGGUUUGUAGAGGUGAUAGGCAUGUGCUUUUCCUCAAUUUCCUAGCUACUUAGCUAUUUAUGAGGGCCCCACUGAAAACGGCUGUGGCAAGUUGGGUUCCCCUGUUAAAUAUUGAUAUUAUUAUUAUUAUUAUUAUUAUUAUUAUUAUUAUUACUUUUCUUGCUUCAUUCUCCUCCCUCCCCAUCCUCCCUUUCUCCCAUAUUGUGGGUAAGUAUUCUAUCCGAUUACUCAACCUUGUGUUCUGCCAAGAGAUGAUCUGUUGUUCAGUUGCCAUGGUGAUCUCUUUACCAUUUAGGGGAUUGCUGCUUGCCUCCCAUUCUCCUUAUGCAGCACCUAGCCUCUGAUAGAAGAAACAUAGAUACUUUUUUAUCAUUGUUUUAUAUUACUGCUGUAUUUUCUUUAUCAUUUCCAGGACUGCCCUUUAUUAAUGAUGAAACCUGAGCUGGGUAGACCAGAGAAUCUUAUUGUGACACGCUUGCUGGUUCCACCUGUAUGCAUCAGACCAUCUGUAAUCAGUGAUCUACAGAGUGGGAGGUGUGUAAUUCAGUGAUGCAAUUGGUUACCUGAUGGCUAUUAUUAAUUUGCGAGGCAACAGAUUGAGCUUUCUCAGUGGUGCUUUAUCGGUCAGGGUCUUUGUGCUUGGUUCUUGGAAGUUUCUCUUUGCUGGAAAUGUGGUGACCUAGUAGAUACAUUGACUCUCAAUUGAAUGACUUCAGUUGCAGCUGUGGCUGCUUUAUUGUGACUUGUUCUUGUGAAAAAUACUGGACUCGUGCAUUGCCUCUCUCUACCCAGGAGUUUAAAUUGGUGCUGACAAACUGUCAGGGAAAGUUGAUUUAAUAACGAAAAGUAAUCUGCAGUGGAAUAGCAUUCCAUCAAGGAAGAGAAGCUAUACUUUGUGUUACUUAAUGCAAAGGAAACUUGGAGGAACAAACUGUACAGAAACAAAAUGAAUUGGAGGGGGGCGGAUGGGGAGUGUGGUUAACAGUGAUAUACAAACAUCACCUCAAGGAGAAAGUAGCCAUUCUUCUUGUCACUAAAUAUGAGUGAAAAAUGGGAUGAACUUGGCUAGUAUUACGUAACCUUAACUAAUGAUUCGUAUGAAUUGUCAUGGAAAAGAAUAAAAUUGAGGGUACAAGUGAAGUGUCAGGGAAUCCUGUUACAAUUUGGUUGGUAUUUGUAAUCUGUGAAAGACUAGCACUCCAUUAAAUAUUCUUUUAAUUAGCUUUUGUAUGUGACCAAAAAAUAAUCAUGUCAAUUUUUUUCCUUGUCACUGAUAGCAAUGAAGAUGAUCUGACCAUGAAGCUCACAGAAAUAAUUUUCCUCAAUGAUGUUAUUAGCAAACACAGAGCAACAGGGGCUAAAGUACAGAUGAUUAUGGUAAGUGUGGAGUCAUUUUUGGCUCAAAUGAUUGCACUGGGGAGCUAUCAGUUCUGACUGUAUAUCACUUAUAUUAACCCUCUAACCUCUAAGAGUGACUAGCAGCCAAUUUCUCCCUAUAAUGUCACCCCUAAAUUGCAUGCAAUUUGGUCAUGAGAAUAGAGGAAAUGAUCACCAAGUAAAGAAGCUCUUGAUUGUUUAACAAAUUCUCCUUGUCAGCUCCUAAGGAACUGUAUAGAAAACAGUAUGGAGAAUAUGCAUACUGAUGUUAGGGUGUGAAGGGUUAAAUAGCCUGCACAGGCUACCUGUGGAAGCAAAGGUUAACUGUAAGAUUCUUCUUAUAAAUUACAUACAAGAUCUUGAAUAGAAAACCUACUGGAUACUGGACUCAAUUGCCAGACUUAUUUUAUAUUUAGAUGUGGAAAAUAUUAUUUUAUUACUUUACACACUUCUUACUUAGAACCAUAGAUAUGUGUUGUUUAUAUCCACAGGAAGACUGGGAUUUUCUCCAGCUUCAAUGUGCUUUGUACAUUAACAGUGAAGUGUCAGGAAUUCCUCUGAGUAUGCAGGUGGGUGUGGGUUUGAUUUUAUAUUUUCUACUACGAAGAUUUCUUAGUUUGAAAGGUAGUUAGUACAUCAGUCAGCCAUUCAGGUGGGUUUUUAUUAAUUGAGUUAAGUUACUAGUUGCAAGUGAGAUGGUCUGUUGGAUGGUCAUUCUGGUGGUUAGUAUGUGGGUUGGUUAGACAGUCCUGUAGUUCUUUUCUAAGUCAUGUUUAAUCGUCAGUUGGUCUUUAGUCAGUCAGUCAGUCAAUCAUUUGGUCAGUCUCUCAGUCAGUCAGUCAGUCAGUCAGUCCGUCAGUCCGUCACUUUAACCAUCGAACAGGUUACGUAGCAAAUAGUUUUCAGAGAUCUGCCUCAUAAUAUAUUGCUGUUUUAUACCUUAUUUCAUUAGCCCAAGAAAGGCUCCAGAGGAUUUGUGCAAAGACUAAAGGGGAAACAAGGUCGAUUUCGUGGGAAUCUGUCUGGCAAGAGAGUGGACUACUCCGGGCGCACGGUCAUCUCACCCGAUCCUAAUCUUCACAUUGAUCAAGUAAAUAUUAAUAUAAGUUAGAAGUUGAUACUGUUUAUGUUUAAGGUGUUAUUUCAUUACAAGGCAGAGUCCAUCUCUUGCAACGUUUGACGUUUGUUUCUUUCUGAAGUUUCAGUUUUAGAAUCUGUCAAAAAGCUAGGUUAGGCCCCUACAGGUAACUUCGGUUAUAUUGAUUGAGGAAAGAAUGUUGUUUCAUUUUUAUUUGUUUAGGUAGCAGUUCCAGUACAUGUGGCAAAGGUUCUCACUUACCCCGAACGAGUAAGUAUUGCAUUUUAUCUCGAUAGUAAUCCGAGAUUAUAUUGGAUUUUCCUUACUUUGCUCUGUAAUGGUCCAGAAAACUAGCGCAACUUUCUAACCAAUCAGAUACAAAAUUAAAGCCAAUCACGGUUUGGUCGCCCUUGUUUUCCCGCGCUUCAGGCAGUUUCCCUGUUUUUAUUUUGAGUUCUCAUUGGUUCUUAAAGAUAUUUUCCUUUUCUGAUUGGCUGUUGUGAUUGCUUUGGUUUUGGUUUUAAUAUACUCAAUCAAAAAGCGCUCUAUUACAGGUAAUUUAGUGUUAACAACUGAGUUGAAAACGUAAAUUAGCCACCGUAAAGGGUAAAAAAAGCUGACGUUUCGAGCGUUAGCCCUUCGUCAGAGCUCUAUUACAGCUCACUUUGAUUGUUGUAAAUAAAAAAUGUUCGCAAAUGCCUAAAGUGCUGGAGACUCAAAAGACUAAGUCCUGUUGGGUUUUAAUUUUGCUCAGAGUGAAGGAAAGGAAAACCAGUGCAAUUCUGGAUUACUUUUUGACAUUCAAUUGAAAAUUGUUCUAUUUCCUUAUCGUCCGUCUAACACCAGUCACAUAAGCUGGGAAAUGUAGGAUUGUUUUUGCAGUUAGUCAAGAUCUUCAUGUGUGCUUUUCUGCAAAGUUUUGUAUUAUUCUCACAGGUGACAGAGGCCAACAUACAACUGAUGAAGCAGCUGAUAUUGAAUGGAGCUGAUAAACAUCCAGGAGCUAACUUCAUUCAGCAACGGCAAACAAACAUCAGAAAGUGAGCUUAUUCCACCCUUAUUUGUUUCAUUGUGUAGCAUGCAAGCAGGCUUUCGAUGGCGCUGCAACAGGAGCGGCCAAGCUCGCGAUCUUCGAGCCUGCGAGCGAUACGAGCGUGCGAGAAGACUGCGAGGUACGGUCGUACCAGACCUCUCACAGAACUCUCGCACGCUCGCUUCGCUUGCCGGCUCGUGGAUUAAAUCAUGGAUUAAAGAAUUGGUUUCUAUGAGCUGCCAGAAGCGGUUCUUUUAAGUUAAUUGACACUUACACACUUUUGUGUUUUCAUUUUUAAAUCUCCCUCGGCUCUUAUCCGUUCUCGCUUUAUAGACGAUGGUCUUGGAGAACAUAAAGGGCAAAAGGACAAGGCUUUUCUACAAUGUUCAUCGGGAGCCACGUCUCUCCUCUUUAAGUAGCCUGGGACCCACAUAGUAAAUGGUUACUGACUUCUAACUUAUUUGCUUUUCUUUUCGUCCAGAUUUCUCAAGUAUGGCAAUAGAAAACAGAUCAUUAAGGAAUUGAAGGUAUACAAGUUUUUAAAUCUGAUAUCCUUCUGUACUUUUAGCUCAAAUAGAAGUAAACUUAAAAAAAUAGUUUCUUAGCGUAGUUUGGUUUUAGCUUUGUAUCUGAUGGGUCGAGACCUGGGUACGAGUUUUCUCGACCGAUCACAGAGCGAAGUGAAGCGAAAAGCAAUGCGAUGCCAGGUUACUUCCAAUGCUCAGUUUUGAAAUUUGUCUCAGGAUAAGGAAAAUAUUUCAUGUUGUAAUUUUGUUGUCUUCUUCAGUAUGGAGAUAUCGUUGAAAGGCAUCUUAUGGAUGGAGAUGUAGUACUGUUCAACAGACAGCCCUCACUUCACAAGCUUAGCAUCAUGGCUCAUCAGGUGUGUUAAGUGAUGAAACCGUAACUUCUCCUCUCUUUUCGUUUUAAUCAGUUUGGUAGAGACGUUUUAAACAACGCAUUCGGCUCAAGUGCAUCUCCGUCUUAGCCUGAUUUUUUUUUCAAAAAAUUGGUGCUUGCCGACUUUUUAUUUCUUCCACGACUAAAAAACAAACAAACGAAAAAACAUCUGCACUAUUUGUAACAAGUACCUCUGACGGUGCCUCAGGAAAACUUGACGAGUUAUCGGGAGUUUCUUGUAAGAGAUUGCGGUCAUAUUCAGGAGGUCAUAAAGCACUCUUGGUUGUCUCAUAUGAUGGUUGAGGUUUUGCAGGAAGAGGCUUACAGACUUGAAAGACUGAACCUUUUAUGACCCACCACUCGAAGAAUUAACUAUGUUAUCAACUUGGAAAGGCACAUGGGCAAAAAAAAAACCCAAACAAAACCCGAACAAACAAACCUCAAUGGGCAUAACUGAAAAUAAGCUAGCUUAAGAUCUGGUUGGUUUUGGAUGCUGAUUUUGACUGAGGUAUUCCGUUUAGUUACAUGGUGAUUCUGUGAUUUCUCUUUCCUUGUAGGCGGUGGUGAGACCUCACCGAACAUUCCGUUUCAAUGAAUGUGUAUGCACCCCUUACAAUGCAGACUUCGACGGCGAUGAAAUGAAUCUUCAUUUGCCACAGACAGAGGAAGCGAAAGCUGAAGCGCUAACACUUAUGGGGGUAGAUGCAAUAAAUACAUAUAUAAAUCUUAGAACUUAAUGUAACGCACGUAUACAGGAUGUUAUAGAGACCAUCUGAAAGUAAAUUCCUGGGUCACGGCAGGGAAAGGGGUUGGGGUUACAGGCGACAAAAGUUUAGAAGAGUGGGAAAGCCACACUGAAAAUUUCGAGAAGCGAAGUGCAGACAUGCGGCCGAGGUGUUAAAUGAGAUGAUUUUGAUGAAUGAGCUAAAUCAGGGACACGUGCUUUGUGGAAAAACCGAACGGAAGAGUGAUGACAUAGGUUCACAUAGGAGCUAUCGAAACCAGUGUUCAAAAUCGGAAUCUAGCAUCUAAAAUCAGACACUAGAGUCUAAAAUCAGACUCUAUGAAGUCUAAAAUCAGACUCUAGUGUCUAAAAUCAGACACUAGAGUCUAAAAUCAGACACUAGUGUCUAAAAUCAGACACCAUUGUCUAAAAUCAGACGAUAGCUUCUAAAAUCGGACACUAGUGUCUAAAAUUAGACACUGGUGUCCAAAAUCAAACUUAAGUGUCGAAAAUCAGACACUAGUGUCAUAAAUUUGACACUGAUGUCCAAAGUCUGACGCAAGUAUCUCAAGGUAAAGUCAGAUAGCAAUGUCCAAAAUCAGGCAUUUAUGUCCAAAAUUGGAACCUUGCUUCCAAAAUCGGACGCUCUUGUCCCAAAUCGAGUAUAAACGUUCCAAAUCAGAUAAGAGGGUCCGAAAUUGGACGUAAGCGUCUGAUAUCGGAUGGAAAAGGCAUGUGCACAGAUUUUUAUGGUUACAUGAGUUUGAAAACCUCACGAAGACUCUACCUACAUUUUGCUUUGACAAGAACCUAAGCAUAGGUAGAUCCGCCUUCUUUUUUAAAGAAUUUGUUUAAUAUGGUCAUCGCCUUGAUUUUGUUCGCUAAAAUUUCCUAAGACCAGAGAAUUCAUCAACUGAUAAAGUUUUUUUCUUUGUUCCUCAGGUCAAAUCGAAUUUAGUAACACCACGGAAUGGAGAACCUCUCAUAGCCGCCAUACAGGAUUUUAUCACAGGUGCGAAAAUUCAAUAAUAGUUGUAGAGUAAAUCUUCCAACACGGUUUCUGUUUUAUCUCUUUACGAUGCAGGAAUUCAGGGGCGAAAGAACAAAGCUGCUUUACGCGCGCUCAGUCAACUACGUCAGUUAUACUUUUCCCUAGACAAAGAAUAAGUCGCUCGGGAAGCUGAGAUCCCGAAACCCAUGGGAUGUUCGGGUUCCAUCGGGUCACUCGAGUCACUCUGGAUCAACGAGUUGUAUAGCAAAGGAAGCCAACGCUUGUUGGAGCCCGAAUUCUUGAUUUAUCUGCCACAACAGAAUUUUAUCGGUGACUGCUUGGAAAACUCAUUCAUUGUCUACAUUUUAAUUUCCGUGCUAUUCCAGGGGCUUAUCUGCUGACGCAGAAAGAUGUUUUUCUUGAUCGGAGCCAUAUCUCGCAGCUGUUGGCUUACAUCCUGGCUGGGAAAGACGUGAAUAUCAGAAUCGAUCUUCCGCGUCCAGUUAUACUUAAGGUGAGACUGUUGUCAACGAGUUGGAUUAUGUUUUUUGAACGAAAAGUAAGAAACCACGCUGUAACCAGAGAGGUUUCCCCAACAAAUAUGUCGUACCUUUUUCGUCUUUCCUUUUUCGAGUGAUAGUGACAAGUUUUCCUCGACAAUUCCUGUGGUCCAAAUGCCAACAUGCCAGUUUUCGAACAGGGAGACUUGUUAGAAAAAAACUCGUUAAAGACGAGAUUUGCUAAAGUAAAUGCCGUGACAAGAACAAGAGUCAUGGAAAGAUUAUAGCGGAGCUCGCAGAGCGUAGCCCCAUAAUUAUACAAUAUAGUAGUAACCCAUCAAGCCGAAAAAAUUUGGAUGUACGACCGUACGGCCGUACAAGGUGCUACUUUUAACAUGCGUGGUCAGUGCACCGGGCUCCGAGUCGGACGACCCGGGUUCUAGUCCUAGCCGGGGCAAAAAUGCGAGCUCCGCUUUUAGGCUUGGCUAAAUCUAUAUAUUAGGGAAAUUCUAGGGAAGCAAAUGCGCUUGACAAGAAAACCAUGUCACCUGUCGUUUUUAAUGUGGUCUCCGCCUCGCAGCCGUUCUUUGGGAUGUCACGCAACGCUUCAGGGAGCAUUGCGUGAUGUAUUCUUAGUUCUAAAGUACAAGUUACUAAUAACGGUGUAUGAGUAUAAGUAAGGUGGUGAAGAGUGAGUAAAUAAAAAGUCUGAAAAUACUACCUAGUUGUUUAUCGACUGUUGAUAGGAGUUGGAGUUAAACUUUUCCCUAUUGAAGGGUUAACAACCCUUUUCAAAAUUAGAUGUGGCAGGUUAUCUUUAUUUAUUAACAUCCAGUUGAAGACAAGCUACGCAUUUCACUUGCUUACUAACACAGCACUACAUGUUUAUUAGAAAUUCACUACUUUGUUAUUAAGAUGCGUGUUUUGAAUUUUUUUAUUUGGCAGCCAGUGAAACUUUGGACUGGAAAACAGGUGUUUAAUGUCAUACUGAGGCCGAACAUGGACAUGCCAAUCAAAAUGAACCUUCGCACAAAAGGAAAACAGUACACGAGCGGAGAGGAUCUUUGUUUUAAAGACUCUUGUAAGUAAACUAGUUUUUCUUCUGCCCUCGCACUCCCAUAAGCGACAAAAAAGGAAUUUCUUCUUUCAUUGUUAAUACAUUCUCAAGCACAAAGGUGAUAAGAAGAUAGAAAGAUAUCAUCUGGAGGACGUGUUUUGAUUAACACCAAAUUCUCACAACAGAAAUCAAAAGAAAUGUAUGAAAGACAGUUCGGAGAAUUGAUAUUUAGAGGUUCAGGUUGAAAGGUUUAACCUUCUAAGCUUUGUUUGGAUUCCCCGAUGGAAAAACUGGAUUCGAGUCCUGGUUGUUUCAUUGGUUUGUGUUCUUGGACAAAACAUCAAUCUUUCACAGUGUCUGUCUCCGCCCUAGAGGGGAAAUGGGUUCUGGAAACCUUACAAAAUGCAAGGAGGGGGGGGAGGGAGGAAUGGGUGGGGCUGGGUCACGUGAGAUGGGUAACAAUGCUUCUCUCAGCGCCUCUCUCCAUCCAGGAGUAGGAAUGGGUACCAAUGGACUGUCAACGAAACUUGACUUGAUCUGUAGUGAACUGACUCUCCAUCAAUGGCAAAAUUCCUCGUCACUUCACUCUGAAGGAAAUCGGAGAAGCUCAGGCAGUUACUGGAUUCAGUCUCGUCUGAGAAUUUGUCCAAAAGCGUGAAUUUAGCAUGUGUUUCUUUUUCAUGGACAGAUGUGGUGAUUCACAACAGUGAGUUGAUGUGUGGUGCAUUGGAUAAAGCUGUGCUGGGUUCUGGCUCUAAGAACAGUAUCUUCUAUGUGCUCCUCAGAGACUUCGGUGGUCAGGUAACUGCAGUAUUUUCUUUUACUACUGUUGCUUAGCAGCAAGGGACCGUUUAUUAUCUAUUCCCUUGGGUUGGGGGGGGUGCGUCGCGAUAAUAUUCACGUGAUCUCCCCCAAGGAUCUGUAGUAUUCUAGUGAUCCCCCUUAUUCCCCCCUCUUAGUCCCCCAUUUAUAUUGUGUUAGCGACGACUGACUCCCUCCCCCCCCCUCCCGUUCUGCACACUGAAUGAAGUAUCCACUAAUUGUAUUGCUAGAAUGGAAACCGUCUCGAUGUGACACUAAAUUAUCCGAACUCUCAGAGAAGAAAAUGAAAGGGAGAAGGUUUGGAGAGUUAACAUUUUGAUGUUCUUUACAGGCUGCCGCAGAUGCUAUGUGGAGAGUAGCAAGGGUUUGUCCAUUCUUUCUGAGUGAGUAGUAGAUGAACAUAACAAGCACAGGACGAAAUUGCAAGAAUCCGUAAACGGAAACGUGGCAGAAACAUGUUAAACCGUGCUGGAAACACGACGGAUAACCUGUGUUUCCGUUACCGGUUUCGUGACGUUUUCUCGCGUUUCCGUUGCUGCGUAUACAACGGAACCGGACCACUUUUGAACAUAAACAAACGGAAACAUGGGUUGAAUAACCAAUACAAACAUUUUUCGUCCUGUGAAGGCUGCUGAAUAACCAUCAACAUUUGCCUGUUAAACGUGACGCUUUCCUUUUGCACGCGACACCAUAAUUACUUUGUUAAAUGUCAAACGAUGACACAAAAGGUGUUGUUUUGUCAAUUCGUGGAUCAGGGAUGGAACAUUAUGAGAGUACAAGCCUUCUAUGGCUGUGGCUCCGGUUCGACUCCCAUACUUUAUUUCCCUUAAGUUCUUCGGUCUCCUUCCUCCUUCCAAAUCCAAAAUUGAACGUUCCAAUCCGACCUGAAAUUAGUGAGCAGAGAGCCCGCGUUGGUUUGUUACAAAAAAAAUCUCUCCUAACAUAACUCCUUUUGGCUCAAGUUAAUGUCAACACUGAUAUAUGAAACCUCUGCGCGUCAUAUUGGGAUAACCUUUUAGAGAAAAAUAAUGAAAAUGUGCUGAUGUAAUUUUUUUAUAGGUAACAGAGGGUUUUCUAUUGGUAUUGGUGACGUCACGCCUGGCCACGGACUUCUGCAGGCAAAGGAUGAACUUCUCGAUAACGGGUAUGUGUAUUAUAACUUUCAAACUUGUCUUUCUUCCGCGCCAUAAAGAAGGGCUGAAGAAGACCAACUGUAUCCUUGAACCAUCAUUCGAAAUCCCAUCAUGAUGGCCAAGCUCCAUUCAAGUAUCCCAUAGUGAAGUUUCCGCUAUAUGCAUCCAACCCGCUCUAACAAUUUUUUUUUUUUUGUAAUUUGAUAUGGUUUUUUAGUUAUUCCAAAUGUGACAGCUUCAUUCAGGAUUUUAAAGAAGGCAAGUUGCAAACACAGCCAGGGUGUAGCGCAGACGAUACUCUUGAGGUGUGUGAUGAUAAAAACGAACUUGAUCGAUGAAUGAUGUACGCCGCAACUGUGUGCCCGAUCUAAAAUGGCUACCAUUUAGUCAUCUACUACAACCAAAUCAUCAUCCUUAAGGACAAUUUUAUCUUUUUUUUUGUGGUGUGUACUCUUGUUAGGCUGUUAUUCUGAAAGAGCUUUCUGUCAUAAGAGAUCAUGCUGGAAAAGCUUGUCUACGCGAGCUGCACAAGACCAACAGUCCUCUAACAAUGGCAGUAUGUGGUUCGAAAGGUUUGUAUAAGCUAUCCACUGUCACCUCGUAAGAAAAUUCAGUAUGAUCAGAGCCAUGGAUUAAUAAACUUAUGGGUUUCACUAAAAGCUAGUUGCUGGCGGUCUACCGCUGCCCAUAAGACCUCUUACCGUGGAUUGUUUAGCCUGAGUGCACACUCUCGUGUUUGGGCAUCGCUUCACUGUAGUGGCCUAUUACACCAUUGGUAGCUGCCUAUGGGUAAAGUUAUCGAAACCCUGAAACUGUUAAGCUAAUAAAUGAAAUCGCGUGCAUGACAGUAUUGGUCAGUCGCUUUCAUUUGAAUUAUGACACACAAGGCCUGUUGUCGACAGACUGCAACUUUUGCGGCUUGAUGAACAGAAUUAAAUGAAAGACUGCUCAGUGGCGUAGUUUGAAUACUCACAUUUCAGUUUUUUUUUACUCCUGUUAUUUUGUGCUUAUUAUUUCAUAAAGAGACACUAAUCGUUCUUACUUUUUUAAACAUGUUUUUGUGAUCAAUUUUUUUAUUCUGUUUUCAGGAUCGUUCAUCAAUAUUUCACAGAUGAUCGCCUGUGUUGGUCAGCAGGCCAUCUCAGGCAAGAGAAUCCCAAAUGGAUUUGAGGAUAGAGCUUUACCUCACUUCAAACGACAUUGUAAGAGAUGUUUUAUCUUUGCCAGAAUGAUUACGAUCUGUAAAAGCGAGCCAACAAAAAUAAUGGACGAACAAAAUACUGAACAACACAGACUGCAAACGAACAUAAAAAGAAAAUAUAUCUUUUUUUUUUUACUCUAUCCAUUUUCCGUUCUUUACAUCACAGCCAAGUCUCCGGCCGCCAAAGGAUUUGUCAAAAAUAGCUUCUACUCCGGCCUUACUCCCACAGAAUUCUUCUUUCACACCAUGGCUGGCAGAGAAGGUAUUGAAAGCGAAAUUUUGCUAAUUUUUUUCAUGAAGUUUUGGUGACUUCAGCAAAAGUCUUGGUCAUCAUAAUAUUUAUGAAAAUGUCGAAGACCUGCAGCUCUGAUGGAUCAUAACGUCAUCGGAAAGAAAAGAAAAUAGUUUUUUUUUUAUUUUGGCCAAUAUGGUAUCAAUGUAAUUAUUGUUAUCGAUAUCUUUUUAUUAUCCUUGUCAUUGUCAGUCUCAUUGUUAUUUUCAUGCCUGUCCUAGAAUUUGUGGAGGUAGUACAGAUAUAUAGAUAUUUCUUUCAUUGUAGGACUUGUGGAUACUGCCGUUAAAACUGCUGAAACUGGAUACAUGCAAAGACGACUUGUUAAGGUACAAAAUAACGAAAAACAAAUCAACAACAAGGAAAUUUGAUUUGAAAAUCGUGGUAAGCGUGUUGGACUCUGCAUUAAAUGCGUCGGGGCCCAAGCCCUGUGUCGUGUUCCGAGGAAGUAAGUUCUUUUCUCACGUUUCUUCCGUCCUUCCGGGUAUAUUUAUAAAUGGGAGACAGAAAUUUGCCAGGGAACUUGACGAAAUGCUGAGAGGAGGGAGAGGGGGUCGAGGGGAAACCAGGAGUGGAUUAGCAUCCCUCUGAUUUAGGACAAGUUUCAAUCAGUUAGUCACUUCUUGCUAUAGAAAUCCACAUGAGCUCAGUCAGUAUGAAUCACUCAGCUUAAAAGACUUUACCAUUUUGGUUACUUGUCGUUACAGUUUUAUACCUUGUGGUUGAGAGAGAAAAUUGUUAUCACUAAAAGAACAACAAUUCUUGUUUUGGGCAUAUUUUUAGUCGUUGGAAGAUCUCGCCACGCAGUAUGACUUGACAGUAAGAAAUUCAGUCGGGGACAUUGUGCAGUUCAUGUACGGUGGAGAUGGACUGGAUCCCACUGACAUGGAGGGAAAGGAUAAACCGCUGGACUAUACGCGCGUGUUCAGUCACGUUCAGGUGAGUAUAAAGAAACCGGCUUUUGAUUGCAUGCAUUGUCCAUCAGUUAAGUCCUUUAUCAUAGAUUGUGGGGAGUUACAAUUCAUCGAAAAAUCAAAAUAUCAACAGAAAGUUUCGAUAGCGGGCAUUUUAUGCAAAACAUUUCGUGUGACAAAGCGUUAACUCUGUCAAAUUUAGCGUAGUCAGAAUGGACUGAGCGUAUUGCUAUAGAAAUCAUAAUAAUUGUAAAAUUAAUUUUUCAAUGAAUGGACACUUUGUCUUAUCCAAAAUGGAACUUAGCAACAUUUAUCUAACUACCACAAUUCACAGGAUAACGAAAAGAUAUACCUUCUGGUCUUAUGAAACAACAGAUAGACAACCGUAUCUUAGGUCAGCUCAUAUUGUGAAUUUUUCUGUGGUGGUCCCUUAAGAAUUUUUAUUUUCUGUAGUCUAAUCCGCAACGAUCCUGAUAAAGGAGUGUUUUGUUCGUUUUCUUUACACACCUGCCAUCAAAAUGUUUUAGUAUAUGUCAAGACCAGCUAGUUUGGUAACUGAGGUUGAAUCAUGUGCUCAAGUAUUCUUCGUCUUGUUUUGUUAUUAGUGUUCAUUCCCUAUGAAAGACGAAGAACCUCUCAGUUCAAAAGAGAUUCUCCAAGUGGCUUUACCAGUUUUAGACGGCUCGGACUUUGAACACUGUGGCACGGAAUUCACGAAGGAUUUAAGGUAGCUCCGUAAAUCUUAAAAUCGAACAGGAUGGGCCGUGGGUCAUCAUUCAAAUUAAGUGCUCACAUAAUUCGUCAGAGCUGGUGGCUUUGCGGCAUCUUUCUUUGUUCUGGUUGUUAUUACUGAAGUUUUUUGUUUUUACGAUACUCAGUCAGUUUUUUGUUUCUUCCACAGAACAUUUGUUGAAGACAUUGCCAAGAGAGUUGAGAAAAGACACCUACAGCUAUCUCCCUCCCAAAUGAGGUAAGAAACUGUAGCUUCUCUGCAAUUUUAAAUCUAUGGCAAAGAUAUUUCUUUUUAGAAGUUCUUACAACUUAACUUAGCGAAUUGAUAACUAAGAUAGAGUAUUAAAUAUUGUCAUAAUAAGGAUUGUUAUUUUCUUUUAAUAUUGUAUUUACUUUGAUUUUUUUCUUUAGGUAAUAUAAAGUGUUUAAGAACUUGAUAAAUUCAUACUGUAAACUAUUCAAUAUUUGUAAAGCGCCACUGGAUUUUUAGUGGAAGUGGUGCUAUAGAAAUCCAAUGUUAUCUUAUUAUUAUAAAUUGAUUUCUCAAAAAUAGCAAUGAACGGACGCUUGCCCCGUUUGAAUUUUAUCAUCCUUUGCUGAACUUCCGAGAUCACAUUCGUGACUCUCUUUUCCCAUAAAAAUGCCCGGGUAAAUUAGUUAAAAGAGCUUAUUUUUAUAUCAGGAUAACUUCCUUAAGCUGAUCAAUUUGCCUGUUCCGAUAGCCAGUUAGCUAGGUGAUAAACGUAUCAUGUUUAAAGCGAAGUUAUAAUCUGAUCAAUACUGGAAGUGAUUUGGUAAAUUCGUUUGUUCUCGUCUUUCCCCUAGUGCUUCUGAAACAAGUCGAUCCAACGGUAUGUAUUUUUUACGUCCUUGGUAGAGGUUUUAAAGCCAAUUAUAAAUAACCCAGAAAAUAUUUUGAGGUCGCGAGUUUUCAAGGGAGGGUCAGAAGUUAAGAUGUUCGUGUGUGAGAAACGGUGGUCUGGUAGCCAACGCGCCCUACUUUAGAUUUAGGGAUCUGGGUUCUAGUUCUAGCCAGGACAGUGUUGUGUUGUUGGACAGGUAGAUCUUCUACUCUCACAGUGGGAUGGGCGAUACGUCAAAAUAUUUCUAUUUCCUUUCAGUGUUUUCAUGGGUAGACCGCUGCACCAAGUCACAGCUGACGCACUUCCUGAACCUUUGCAAAGAAAAAUACUCAAGAGCUAAGAUUGAACCGAGCACUGCAGUGGGAGCCCUGUGUGCUCAGAGUAUUGGGGAGCCUGGUACGCAGAUGACUCUGAAAACAUUUCACUUCGCGGGGGUAGCUUCAAUGAGUAUCCUUUUAUUCGUUUCAGAAUGGUUUUUAAAGAGUUACAGCACGGUUUGUUACAGUACUCCCAGUGCUUCCAGAAGAGUUUAUUUUGUAAACACUACUUUUUACAGUUUUCGAAAUAAUAAGUUAGCGCUCUUAGAAAAUCUCUGUCGUAAAAUAUUGAUUGAUGAAAGACCAAUUUGUUCAGAAAUGAUCAAGUAAGCUGUUACUUGUUUAAUAACUUUUCAUACCGUUAUUCUAUUCUGCGUACAUUUAUAGAAUACUCUUUAGCAACAAGUUUGCCCCAGCAGAGUAGGUCUUUUAGCACUCUUUGUCUUGAUUCUUGUGAAUAUUUUCUGUGUCGUACAAUACCUUUGUUACCUUAACUAAAUCAGACAUCACUCUUGGUGUUCCUCGUAUCAAGGAGAUCAUUAACGCGUCCCGAUUCAUCAGCACACCAAUUAUCUCUGCUCCUCUGAUGAAUGACAAAAAUGCUGACGAGGCCCGUGGGGUUAAGGGUCGCAUCGAGAAAACACUUCUUGGGGAGGUAUGGGUUAUGAUCUAUUGUGUGUCGUCGUACAACGCUGUUGUUUGAUUAGGCUGAGCUAAAAUAAUUUAAAGUCGAAAUAAAAUCUUUCGACGCUUAAUAUUCAAUUUCAUAACUUGUUUUACCUGACAGGUUUCAGAGUUCAUCGAGGAGGUGUUUCUACCCAACAGCUGUUUUAUUCUUGUCAAACUGGCCAUGGACAGGAUUAAAUUACUCAAGGUAAUGAAAAUUCGGUGGUAGGAAUGAAUUUUUGCCCUAGUUAUGUUUAGCAGGUUAGCACCAGUUGGUGAUAAUUGUACCUCGGAACACAAGCUUAAAUAAAACAGAGUAAAUCAUGUCACAGUGUUAACUCUUUAACUCCCAGUAGUGAUUGACAUCUAACUUCUCCCUGCAUUGUCCAUACAUCAUCCAGCAAACAGGUAAUGAGAGUAUUCAAACUUAUCAAAUAGAAGUUGUUGUCUUGAUCUAACACCAAAUUCUUGUCACUUAUUUAAAAGGAAAUAUGUAGGAGCUGAAGGGGAGAAUUGACUAUCAGAUCUGGGAGUUAAAGGUUAAAGGCGUAACGUGUGGCUGUAACGCGGGCAAACUAACAUAGUGAGACUUGGAAAGUAAAAUGCACCAGGCAAAAUUGCUUCAAACCUUGUGAGCCCCGGAUAUUCGUCACCUUAGCCCUAGGCUUAACCGCUGGGAUAUCGGGGGCUCAAUUGGUUUGAAGGAAUGUUACGUAGUGUUGUUCAUGGAAAGCGCGGAAAACUAUAGGGAGGAAGAAAGAGUGGGAAAAUUAAGAAACGGGUGGCAAAAACGCGGUAAAGCAUUUGUGAUCAAAAGUUAAAGCUGUAUAGGAGGCAAAAAACGCAGAAAUAACAUUAUGUGGAUGAAAAGAGUGGAAAUAAUGAAACGGGAUCGUAAAAACGCGGGAAAUUACAAUGUGUAUUCAAAGAGCGUUAGAAUGCUCGAAAACAUUGAGUGGAUGAAAGAGCGGGAAAAGGAAGACAUUAGAGGCAAGCGUGGAAAAACCUGGCGUAGGUGAAAAAGGCGGGAAAAUUGGAAACGGCUGGAAAGGGCGGGAAAACACAUAACAGUUGUGUCAAAACGGUCGAGAAAGCUGGGAAACGCGUAGGAGGCUGCAGGUGGAAAAUAGCUGCAAAAAAAAAUUAAACAAUGGGAAACGUGCUCUAAAAUAUGUUACGACGCAAAGGCUAAGUGCAGCAGUAUGUGCAACCCUUAAGAAGAAUUUAUACGAAUAUGUAUAGCCCUAGAAAAGUCGGGAAGUAGCAAACGAGAAGCCAGAUGACAAGCGGAGGUGAUUGGCGCUUAAUACGGCGGAAAGCGAUAGAAAUAUUGGAAGUGAAUUGUAUUCUGUCUUACAGAAUGUUUUAGGCAUUUUAUUCAUAUUACGCAUUUGGUUGUCACGAUUGAACGACCUGCAGCAGGUGGGAAACCCUGCGGGGGAGCAUGAAACUAACAAAAGAUAUGAACGUGUUAUUCGGAAAUUCGUAAAAGCGGGAUACUUUAAACGAGUAGCAAGCGCGAGAAACUUCAAGGGCGGGAAAAUUUUCAGAACAUUGAGCGCAGGAAAACUUUGUCGGAUAAUAAUCGUCAAGAUCCAUUUAACUGAUAGUAAAAAAUCGAAAAAUUUGAUGGGUGGUAAACACUGUAAGCUUUUUUACAUUUGUUAAGGACAGAAAUACGGGAAAAAUUGUGUCGGAUGAUAAUAUCGGGUAAACAUUGCGUUGAUGGUGAGCGCGGGAAAGAUAUAAUAGGCUAUUUCCUUAUUGCAGAGAACUUAUUGUAUAACGUGUUUGUUUUCACCUAUCAGCUCGAAGUAGAUGUUGAUUCCAUAAGGUUUGCAAUUUGCAAUACAAGAAAGCUGAAAUUAAAACCUCAGGUAUGAAUGACCUUGGGGCUUUUAUGUAUGAUAUACCAAGUAAGGUUUUUCACUAAGAUUAACGAGCCUUCUUAGUCACUCAGUUACUAGUUUCUUAACCAUUUAAACCAGUUAGAUAUGUGCAAUUAUGAUAACGUUGAAAAUAACUACAUCUGUUGGAAAAUUUUUUUGGGAAAGUUUUGUUAUUUCCAUUGGACCCAAGGUAUUAUCCGGUUCUCUGAAACAGAAAUCAACAGGGGACUGAAAACAGGGAUCAAAAGCACAGCGAAACCAGGGGCUGAAACCAGGGGCUGAAAACAGGGACUGAAAACAGGGACUGAGGAACGGCCAAAGAUUGUGAUCUGCUGUGAUAAACUUAAUUUUCUUUGCAGCAAGUGACCGCUCUUAGCAAAUCAGAGCUGUGUAUUUAUCCCAGUGAAAGCAGCAAGUCUUCCCUUCAUUAUACAAUGCAACAGCUGAAAUCUGAUCUUCCCAACGUACUCAUAAAGGUAACAAUGAGUUUACAAACAUUUUGAAUUUCUUUUAAAGUUAAUUUUGCUUUUUUUCUUCACAGCUGACAUUAUGUUCUUAAUUUUGAUUAUUUUACUUUGCAUUUUAUUAGGGGCAUAGAAAUGUUAACCGCGCCAUCAUCCAUGUUGACGAAGCUCAGGGAGACACUUACAAGCUGUUAGUGGAAGGAGAUGAUUUGCUGUCUGUUAUGUCCACAGUUGGUUAGUUCUGAGACAUUCUUUGUCAUACGAAAUUUGUGUCAUAGCAAAUUCCAGUUUUAUGUUGAGAGUUCUCUGGUUUACCUUGGUUUUGAUCGUCUGUCCUGUGAUUGGUCUAGAAAACUCGGGACAAUCCUUUAACCAAUCAGAUUUGUAGUAAAUCGUAAAACAAACACACCUCGAGUGAUUGUUCUCUCUUUUUACUGUCUAUAGGUGUUAAAGGCACAGCUGCCACUUCCAACAACACAGCUGAAGUAGAAAAAGUUCUUGGAAUCGAAGCUGCCAGGCAUGCACAGUAGUUCCUUUAAAUAUCUGCGGUAGUGCAAAUAAAUUUCGCACGCUGUACAGGAUUCGGGAAUCCCAUUGUUUUUUGCAAGAGCGUUGACGACCUAUAACGCACGAUUUUCAGUAUUUCUUUUUUUCUUUUUUUUUCUCUCUCUAAUAAAUGCCCUUAAAGAAUCCCAUGUGUUCGGUCUUGAGAUACCAACCUGCAAAAUGCUCUGCAUAUGGACGCUUGGGGUGGGGUGGGUGGGUGGAAAUUGGGACUUAAACCUAGUUGCUGUACGUCUUUGAAUACUCUUACUACUUGACUCAAAUGAUAUCAUUGAUGUUGGUUUUGAUGUCUGACAGUUUUCCGAAACUGGUAAAUUUAGGAAAAACUCUUAGCAAUGUUGAUUUUUUUGUUUUUAAAUUGUUAAUAUUUUGACUCUGUGUCGUGACGUACCUCUCUUUCUCUGUUACUAGGGCAACGAUAAUGAACGAAAUCAAUGUGACCAUGAAGAGUCAUGGGAUGAGUAUCGACACUCGUCACGUGAUGUUACUUGCGGACCUCAUGACUUUUAAGGUGAGUGGAAAUUUCUGGAGUUUUUUUUGUUCUCAUGAUGGAAAAAUGCAUUUGUUGUCCAUCUCCAAUGCCAUUUAUUUCCUUCUACAAGGGAGAAGUACUUGGUAUUACAAGGUUUGGUCUGGCAAAGAUGAAGGAAAGUGUCCUGAUGCUUGCAUCCGUAAGUCAUCUUCUUACAUUGGGUUUGUCUACGUUAUGGGGGGGGGAUUCCAAUGACAGUGGAUGGGGAGGGUUGGAGUACUUUUUAUCAGAGGAGAGGGGAAAUGUAUUCGAUGCCUCCUCUUUCGCUACACUGCGAAAGCCACGAAGGAUAGGAUAGCCAUCUGACCAUAGUAACAUGAGCGCAGCUGAUUUCUUAGCUGUUCGAUUUUGAUAUUUUAUUCUUUCCAUUGUAGUUUGAAAAGACUUCGGAUCAUUUGUUUGACGCAGCUCUGCACGGUCAGACAGACUCCAUUGAUGGUGAGUGCCAGUUAGCAUACCUCGUGUUAUAACGCCAAAAAGGUUUCACGUUUCAGGCGUGUUGUGAUCCAGAAAUCUUGAAGCCUUCGCAGGGUUUCAUAUGUUAACAAAAAAAUUGGAAAAUUUACAAUAUCAAGCGCAUGAUUUACCCAAGCGCGUGAUAUCAUGAUAUGACACGCGAUACGGGGCACGUAUUAUGCCUAGCACGUGGUAUGGUGCACGUGGCUCAUGAUAUCGUUAGCACGUAACAUCUUCGUUUGUUUGGUUUUCCUUGCCUUGCAGGUGUCAGCGAGUGUAUUAUUAUGGGAAUUCCUAUGAGUAUUGGUACAGGAAUGUUCAAACUCCUUCACAAAUAUCCUUUUACGUGCUUGAUGUUUUUGACGUUUUUGUCGAAGCUCCCAUACGUCCAGUGAUCUUUAUAUCAAUUCUCAUGAGUACUCUGGUGUUAAGGUCUGUUUACUCCAUCAGGAAACAUUUAUUGCUCUGUGAAAAAAAAAAGCUUGACUUUCAGCGCUAUUGUACUUCUUGGUAUUAAUUGAGAACAGAUCCUUUGACCUUAGUUUAAUAUUUAAUAAUAACAAUAAAAACACUUAUAGAGCGCUGUGUCCACCAAUCGCUCAGAGCGCCGUACAACAAUGGUUAAACUACAAAAUACAAAAGCUAAUAGCUGUUAUAAUGAAGUUAACUGAACUAGUUUAGACGAACUAUUUCAUGGUUUAUCCUUAAUAUUAUUUGUACGCCAGAAAAAACAGGUCCACCGAGCCGGAGAAACUUAAUUUUUGACAACCCUGCAUUUCAUUUGCCGGAAUCUGCCAUGGACGUGGUGAGGUAGCAAAAGGAAUGAAAACGAACUUUGCACUUAUAUUUGAACUGAUUGCGGUUAUAAAGUUGUAUAUACAAUUAAGAGCAAUGUAAUUAGUCUCAAGACUGUUCUUAUCGACAAUUCAUCCCUUAAAACAUUCCUUGAAAGAUCCUUAAUAGGCCCAUGUCACAAUGUGAAAUUAUUAGCAAAGUUAGCUCUUACACCAAAGUCCAAAUUCCAGAUACCUAUAUAAAAAUCUGCUUUCUUACAUAAUGAUGGGGAGCCUUGAUCGUCAGAAU